CAAAAUAAAAAAAAUACUUACUCUGAUUUUACGAUGACAGAAUUUCUGAUACAUUUUUUACAAUAGACAGAGGAUACUGUGAUUAUUACUGUAACAUAAAAUUGACAUGAAAUCGUUUUGUGAGAGAUGAGUGUCUUCGGAGAUUUUCAGCGUGUGUGGGUGCAACGGUUUCCUGAGAGUGCCCUCCCAGCAGCUUGGGAGGAAGAUGUCAGAGCCAAUUUGGCUAAACAUAAACAGAAAGUUGCGAUUCUUAGGGAGGAGUUGGAGAAGGAAGAAUUCUACGUUGAAUAUUUAGAGACUCUUUUGUCAGACGUUGAAAAACAUAAAGCAUCUCAGGAAAGCAGAACGGCGCCGCCCUCAGGGGCUGACACGAAUGAUGAUAAGACAUCUGAUAGCAAACAGGAUUCCAACACUGACUCAUUAUCAAAGAAGAGUGAAUCAAGCUUGAAGAGCGAUGACUCAAUAGAGGGAGCCGAGAACGAUGAGGUCCAUCUUAGGAAGAAACCGAUAAACUUUGCGGAGAGGAGUUCUGUUAACCAAUGCAUAAAUGAACUAUCAUCAAAUCUGGCAGCAGAAGCUCGUAGACGUUGUAAUAGUGAAAUCGUACAACGAACUGACAAUGAAAAUAGUGUAGAUGUAGAACCAAAUAAGACACAAAGCAAAAACCGUCCAGCAUCACAAGCCGGUGAUUUUGUUACUGUGAUUGAAGUGAAUGGUCUCAAAGCAGCUGAGAAGGCAGCCAAGAAGUCGGAUGAUUCUACUCCGUCAUCUGAAAGUAAUUCGUUAGAAUCAGCACCUCCUGUUAAGAAGAAAGUACCUCCAAAACCACCACCGAAAGUGUUCAACAAGCGUGGCGCUUCGCUGCCGGAGUCGGGUCUAGCCGAGGACAGCCCUCCAUCCUCCUUACGACGGCUGAGGAACGCUGACUCCAGGGAAUCCAUCACCAGCCGAGCCUCUACACCAUCCAUAAGCGAAAGGGUUAAAAGCUAUGAAUCAAUCAAUUCAUUGUCAUCGGAGCGCAAGCGUUCGGGGGGUGCAGCUACGCCUCGGUCGAUAGACGAGGAAGUAACUUCAACGACUCCCGAUCUACCCGAGGGUUCUGAUGAUAAGUCAGCACCAAUAUCCCUGGAGAGUAUACCGGCUGUGCCCUCGACCGAGGACGAACCUUACUACGACCAGGUCCCUGUCGAUAUCAACGAUGGAGAAUACGUUUACAUACAAGCCGGAGGCGCCGGUACUAGCUCCAGCGCGGAGGAAGUCAGCGCGGUGCCGACCGCCUCCGCCCCGCCAGCGCCCGACUCUCCGCCCUCCGCCGUCGCACCGAACUACGUCAACAUACACUACUUCAUACAACAUGCCGGUGAAGGUACGGAACCAAGUGAGACCGGUGAACUGGCUGACUCCAGCGAUACACCGCUUCUGUUGAGGACCAUAUCGUCUGACACAGAAGCCAGCGCCACACCACCCGUACUAAGAAAACUACAGCAACAGGAAUCUAUAAUCAGCAACAACGCUGAGGCUGAAAGGCUGACCAUGCACAGAUGUAUCGUCACCAGUAUUAUAGAGAGCGAGACUGUCUACGUAGAAUGUCUCUAUGUGAUGGAAAAGUACAUGAACGCUAUAAAAGCGACUCUGUCGACAUCGCAGCCCGUUAUAACGGAAGAGGAAUUCGGUACAAUAUUCUAUAAAAUAUCAGAAUUGCACGAAUUGCAUAAGAACUUUUUGGAGGGUCUCAAAAAUGCAGUCGCCAGCUGGGAGGAACCGCUCUCCGUCGGUAUACAUUUCAAAAAGAUGGCGGAGAACAUCAACGUAUACGGCGCUUUCCUCCACAACUACGGUCGCGCUACGGACGCUGUGCGACGCAGGUGUGGCAGCUCCCAGCGGUUCGCGGACCUCACGAGGGAGAUAGCCUGCAGGGGACAACCUGUGUCGCUGGACGACCUGCUGCAUAAACCUGUCGCCAGGGUCCAGAAAAACGCGCUCGUGCUACAUGAUCUUAUUAAGUACACUCCAGCGAGUCACCCCGACCAUGCUAUGUUAACAGAUGCUCUAAACAUGACGCAACAUUUCCUUGACGAAUUUAAUAUAAUCCAAACGAAAUCAAUGUUCCCCAAUGCAGACAGAGCUCAACGGCGUCUGGUUAAGAAUUCAUUCAUAGUCGAACUGUCAGAUGGUCAUAGGAAACUGAGGCAUCUAUUCCUCUUCAAUGACGUCAUAGCUUGCGCAAAGUAUAAGGCUUCCGGUAGGGACAAGUUCACAUUCGAGCUGAAGUGGUUCAUACCGCUGCCAGAUAUAGUAGUCGUGGAGGAUGAGGGCGCAAACGCGGCGGCCGAGCGAGAAACGUCCCCCGCUAACAUCGUAGCGCUGAAGUCGCAGGCCUGCACUGUCCGCGAUCAGAUAUUGGCCGAGGAACGCGCCGCGCACGACGACAAGAAAAUCCGGCUCGGCGGACGCGGCACAGCAGAGAAGCAACGCAAGAAGUUAGCGGAAUUGGAGGGUCAGCUUGUUCUGGCGUCACCCAACCUCGUGUUCCGAGUCGGGGCCAAAGCGCCCGGGGGCACCGCCUUACAAAGACACCACGUCUUUUUCCUCAGCUCAGAAUACGAGAGGACUCAGUGGAUUGAUUCCAUACAUGCGUUGCAGGCCUCAUCCGCGCCGCCGGCCGGCACCAGCACAGUGUCUAUGCUGGAGCUGCAGGGCUGGGUGACGGCUUGCCGCAGUUAUUUACAGACGGACAUGGGCUCGUACCUGCUAAGGAGUGGUCGCGACGACUCGCUGCUGCUGGGAGACCUCCAGCUGCAUAUAGGAGGGAUGACCGCGCCUCUGGAUACAGCAGCUGACUACUACAUAGUGGUGGAAGUAGAUUCGUACGGCCAUUAUUUCCGUAAGGCGAAGUCCAAGCUGAUCUGCCGCAGCGCUCAGCCUCGUUGGAACGAGAGCUUCACUCUGGACCUGGAGGGGUCACAGAACCUCAGGCUUCUGUUGUAUGAGGAUGCUGCCAGGCCUGUACUGAGAGGGAAAUGCACUCUUAAGUUAUCCCGGGAGUGGGUGGGCGAGAGUGUGUCGCGCUCUGUGUGUGUCGGAGGCGGGUCUCUACCUCUUCGUCUCCGCGUGUUGCCGCCCGAGCGCUCCGCCCGCCACGUGCCCAGCGCCAAACCGGGGGCGCUGUUCGGAGCUAAGAUCACUCAUGUCGCCAAACGUGAGAAGCGCAACAUCCCAUUCAUAAUAAGCGCGUGUGUCCGGGAAGUGGAACGUCGGGGUAUCAGCGAGGUGGGCAUCUACCGCGUGUCAGGAAGCGCCUCCGACCUCAACCGGCUGAGGAAGAGCUUCGAGACCAACGCCUAUGAAGCGGAACAGCUGCUCAAGGAGGUGGACGUCCACUCGGUGACGGGAGUCCUGAAGCUAUAUCUCCGGGAGCUGCCUGAAGCGCUGUUCACAGACGCUCUAUAUCCAGAGCUACUAAAAGCUUGGGGCUCCACGCCGGGUGUGGGCAACUCUACGGAUUCAGCGCCGGCGCACACCAGACGACACGCUCUUCUGAAAUGCUACGCACAACUCCCGGAUCUGAAUAAGAACUGCAUCGACUUCCUUUUAAACCAUUUCGUCAAAGUAAACAACCACGAGUCCGAGAACAAGAUGUCUCUACACAACCUGGCGACCGUAUUCGGUCCAACAUUGUUACGUCCGAGCGCUGCGGGCGGCAAGCUUCGCGCGGACCAGUUGGCCGCUGGAACCGUGGACGCCAUGGCGCAGGCCGGCAUCCUGUACACGCUGCUGCAGCAGCGGCACCUAGCGCAGCACCUCACCGCACACCGCCACGCGCCCCACGCGACUAACCCGCUAGACUGAAUCGAACACUUGCUUCCUCCUCCUACCCACCCACCCCCCACCCCCACUCCUUAACCCAGUCCGCUAACACUCAAAUCUUAAUGUCCCUGUAUUUAUCCGCGAAUAACCAGUUCUAGUAUGAGUCGUUAGCUUAGACUCUGAUUGUAUGUAGUCCAUCCUAAUGAAAAAUAUCUGGAGGUACUACUUCAUACGUCUUAAGCAAAGACAACCUUGAAUGCGAUUACGUUAUCGACGCAAACUCCUACAGAAGUAUCUUCAGACCUCACGCCGCUAGUACGAUACUAUUAUUGUAUGAAUCGCUCGCUUUUCCUAAUCACCUCGUGACCGUCCAAUGCUAUGUCAGCACGUGUAAGCUUGAUUCCCAUAGUGUAUCUCCGCUCUUCAAAACUAGUCCUCCCAAUCUUAUGUUUUUGGUAAGAACAAUCAUUUUGUUGUCAAAAACACUAAUCCCCACCUAACGCACACUACUUCCCAUACCGGGUCAAGUUUAUUUUUUUUCCGUACAUUUAAUACAAUUAUUUAAUUCAUUCCAAAACAGUUGUAGGUGAUCAUAACUACGUGUUUGUAUGUAAUAAUCUGUUUACUGCCAAGAAAAUGUAGAGUUUUGAUAAAGGCAUAAAAGACGUAAGAUUCUGUGUGGCCUUCCCGACAUGUUUGAGCGCGUGUUAUAUAACAUUUUCCUCAAGUUUUUUUUUCAAACUGGCUACAGUUGAAAUACCUUGACGUUGCUUUUUACUUAUUAAAGUAAGUGUGGUCAUAAAUAGUAGAUUUUUUACUUUUUUUAUACAGAAGGCGAAAGAUUUACAUUGUGAGGAUACAUAAAUUCAUUUUUUUUUUAUAGUAAAAGUCAAGUUUAAAGACAUUCCACAAAACAAACAGACUGAGAGUAGAAGUAACUGUACUAAUAAGGUUUAAUAUAAUUUUGCGCAUUAAAGAACUGUUUAGAUUGUAGACUCUCGAGUCAUUUCAUUUAAGACUGUUUGACUCAUUCACCUUCUGAUGUAAGUAAUGAAAUAAAUUAUGUUUACGAUAUUUAAUAAUCAAUUUAAAA
This is a messenger RNA of Danaus plexippus (monarch butterfly), 4900 nucleotides long. It is a transcript of the gene RhoGAP1A, whose product is annotated as active breakpoint cluster region-related protein. Gene Ontology annotation, molecular function: guanyl-nucleotide exchange factor activity; GTPase activator activity. The record is from RefSeq and is a predicted model, not a curated record. Gene Ontology annotation, biological process: intracellular signal transduction; positive regulation of GTPase activity. The transcript has 21 exons. The coding region runs from base 127 to 3849 and encodes 1240 amino acids. Gene Ontology annotation, cellular component: membrane. Lineage: Eukaryota; Metazoa; Arthropoda; Insecta; Lepidoptera; Nymphalidae.